UACACCUGUGUAACUGCGCUCGCGGGAGGAGGACGUGCACCUGCUGCUCCAGGGACAUGUCUCACGGACUCGUUACUUGUGAGUUAAUAUGCUCAUCGGAGGAGCAGGACAGACUCCAGAAGCCCCUGGAAAACGCGAUUAUGGCGGGUGACCAGCCGAUUUUCACCGUUUUAAGCGACGUGGAGCUGAAGGGGGAGGGACACCCGGAGGGGACAGGUGCCGCGCGCACAGCGGCCUCGGACAACGAGUCCGGGAUCUUCUCCGGGGAAUGUGAGCUCUGUGAGGAGCACCAGGCCGAGCUGGACUGGUUCUGUGCGUCUGAACAGAAGCUCAUCUGCUCCCACUGCGCCAUCGUGGGCCCGUGCCGUGGACACGCGGUCACUCCUCUGUCCACCAGAGUGUCCACUGUCAGGGUAUGUGAGAAUCAGCUGGUGGAUGUGUGUGAGAAAAUACAGCUGCAGGCUCUGAGGAUCGAACGUUUCAUCGAACACACUUUGACGGACAAAGAACAAAAGCUGCAGGCCGCCGCAAGUCGCGCACGUGAGCAGGUGUUGGCCCAGGUGAGUGCAGCCCGUGAGGCUCUGGAGGAAGAGGAGCAGCGGCUUCUGGAGGAGGUGCAGAGGGAGGAGGAGCGGGUGGAGCAGUGUCUCCUGACUCAACAGGCCCACUGGAAGCAGGCCUUGGCCAAUCUGUCCCAAACGCGCUCUCGUUUGGUGCACACGCUCACGCACACUCCAGACUCACAGCUCGCGACCUCUGCCCAGGAGAUAGGAGAGCGAGUGGAGGAGGCAGAGGGAGUCGGGGAGCCCUGUGACACGGAGCAGCUCAACCUGAACCCCACCUGCAGCGACAGUAGACUCCUCAGAGGUCUGUGGGCCACUGCAGUGCUGCUCGGACAAAAUGCUCACAGAACCUCCUAUUUCAAGUUUGAUGAACGCACCGUCGGCCCUCUCCUGACGCUGUCUCAGGACCUCUUCACUCUGACUUUCACUAACAAAAAGUCCCGUCAGCCCUGUGCGUACGACCCCGCUCGCUUUGACAGCUGGCCCAACGCUCUGGGCUCCCAGGCUCUGUCCUCGGGCACACACUGCUGGGUCGUGGACGUGGGUCAGAGCGCGGCCUUUAAGGUUGGAGUCUGCUAUGCAAGUUUAGAGCGCAAAGGCUCAGGGAACGGGGCGCGGCUGGGGUAUAACAGUCAGUCCUGGGUGCUGUCGAACUACGAUGGGGACUAUUCGUUUUGUCACGCUGAGAAAAAAGUGCCCCUGCAGGUCGUGAAGAAACCCCAGAAGAUCGGGGUGCUGCUGGACUGGCCCAGUCAGACUCUGCUGUUUUACGAGCCGGACUCAAACGCUAUUCUGUACUCAAUAACACAGACCUUUACGGCUCCACUGCUGCCGGCCUGUGCUGUCACUGACCAGAGCAUCACCAUAGUGCACAAGUGAAAAACUCUGAAAAACAGACUCUUGAAUGUAGAGAAGUCCUGCUCCAUUUGUUUCAAUGUUAGACGUAUUUAUUUAGUGUUGUUACUUUAUUCUUUACUUUUUAAACAGUGACAUUGUGUAUUUUGUUUUUAGAUUAGCAUGAAAAUAACUUUACUGUAGAGCUAAA
Messenger RNA from Periophthalmus magnuspinnatus, 1608 nucleotides. RefSeq names its product B-box and SPRY domain containing (gene bspry). Gene Ontology annotation, molecular function: protein binding; zinc ion binding. Lineage: Eukaryota; Metazoa; Chordata; Actinopteri; Gobiiformes; Gobiidae. The record is from RefSeq and is a predicted model, not a curated record. The transcript has 6 exons. The coding region runs from base 57 to 1442 and encodes 461 amino acids.